CCUUGUAUUUUUCUUCCGUUUCCCUUCUCAUUUUCCCACUAUCCAAACACUGGAAAGCUCUUCCAAAUCUCUUUCCCCGCAAGAAGAUUAACGCAGAAGCUCAUCACAUCUCGAAUCUCUCUCCCAUGGCGACGCUUUUAGCUUAUUCCCAGGCGAAGUUUCACCACCAUGGCGCCUCAGUAUCGCUGGCGCCGCCGAGUUCGCCUUCGUCGAGGGCGGUGUCAAUGGUGGGUCCGAGCAGAGCCGGGUCAACUAGGCUUCGUUCUGCUUUCGUGGGCCACAUCGGACAUGACCUGAGACGGGUUGUAUCCGGAUCCGGAUCAUGGAAAACGGGUCGGUGCAGAUCGUUCGUGGUGCGAAUGUCGUGGGACGGUCCGUUGGCUUCAGUCAAGUUGAUCAUUCAAGGAAAAAACCUCGAGUUAACAGAAGCAGUGAAGCAGCAUGUGGAGGACAAGGUAGGGAAAGCUGUACAGAAGCACAGCCAUCUCGUGAGGGAAGUCGAUGUUAGGCUCUCUGUGCGGGGCGGCGAGUUUGGGAAAGGCCCGAGAAUUCGGAGAUGCGAAGUGACGUUGUUUACAAAGAAGCACGGAGUUGUGCGGGCAGAGGAAGACACCGACACAGUAUACAGUUGUAUAGACUUGGUAUCAUCAAUCAUACAGCGGAAACUGAGGAAGAUCAAGGAGAAGGAGUCUGACCAUGGAAGGCACAUGAAGGGUUUCAACAGGUUGAAGGUGAGAGAGCCAGUGGCUGAGGCCAUUGUGGAGGAAGACGAUGAUGUUGCUAUCCCAAUCGCUCAACAACAAGAACAAGAAGAAGAUUUGAUCGAUGAGAUUGUUCGUACCAAGUUCUUCGAGAUGCCACCUUUGACUGUCGCCGAGGCUAUUGAGCAGCUGGAAUUGGUGGAUCAUGACUUCUAUGGCUUCCGGAAUGAAGAAACCGGAGAGAUCAACAUAGUGUACAAGAGAAAAGAAGGAGGGUAUGGUCUGAUAAUUCCCAAGGAAGAUGGGAAGGCCGAGAAGGUGGAGCCUUUAGCAACUGAACCAGUGAAGGAAUCCUCUUUAGCUGAAUAAGGUUGUCCCCAUUUGAACCCAAAUAGUUCCUUUUCGCCGGUCUUGGAAUUAGGGUUCUUGAGUAAAUGUAGAGUGUUCAGGAGACGGACAGUGUACAUAUUGGCAUCGGCUGAUUCCCUCGUAUCUCCUAAAAAAAACUCAAGGAAUGUUUUGAUU
This is a messenger RNA of Tarenaya hassleriana, 1226 nucleotides long. Its product is annotated as ribosome-binding factor PSRP1, chloroplastic. The transcript is spliced from 5 exons. Gene Ontology annotation, biological process: negative regulation of translational elongation; primary metabolic process. Lineage: Eukaryota; Viridiplantae; Streptophyta; Magnoliopsida; Brassicales; Cleomaceae. The record is from RefSeq and is a predicted model, not a curated record. Gene Ontology annotation, cellular component: cytosolic small ribosomal subunit. The coding region runs from base 126 to 1070 and encodes 314 amino acids. Gene Ontology annotation, molecular function: ribosomal small subunit binding.